AACAUAUCUGUCCAAUUCUUUACCAGAAUUCGAAAAAAUGCAAGACCUGUAGAAAGUAGAAACUAGAACCAACCGUUGCAGGGUUUAGGGUUUUGGAUUAUUGAACACUCACCAUCCUUUCCCUCUAUUCCAUUUUCAGUAAUCCUAUUUUCUUGAAAUUUUUCCGCCAGAAUAGCUGGCCUUAAUUUUCUCCACCAUCAAUCCGCCUUCAACCAGCGCCGCCGCCCCCCGCUACUUCGAGAAUCUAGAUCCCGGCUUCAGAAAUUCAACUCCCUUUUCUACGAAUUAUGUGUUAUAGGCCCCUUUCUUCUACUCUGCUAUUCAUUUAAAGAACGAAUUUUCGUCUUUUCUUGUUUCGCUGCUCGGUUGUCAAUGGCGAGAGGCCCUGCGAAGCGGUUGCUUUAUCUCUAUUCCUGCAAGCAGAACUAUCUUUCGGGGGUUAGAAAUUGUCUUUCCACUCGUUUUCUCCAUCAUUCUCAGCCUUCAAAAUCGCAAAUUUAUCCUUUCCCUUUCCCGCAUGUCCCGAAGAAAUUACAGUUACCACCACCCCACUUCACUCAGUUGACGAAAUUUUGCAUUUUCUUGGAUUUUCAUGGGCAUUCGUUGUGUACCCUGUCAGAAAAUGAGAAACCCGUUUUAAAAUCAACGGAAAGCAUUCAAUGUAAAGCUGAUCAUGAGGAUAUGAUAUGCAACCCUGAAACUGAAACUAUAGUGUCUGAGGAUGAAAGAUUGAAUUUUGCAAAGAUAGCAGAGCGCGAUCCUUUGGAAAUAUAUAAAGAGCUGAAGGAUACCCUGAAAGCUGAAAAGCAAUCCCGGAGUGAUUGGGAUGCUUUGAAUGAGAUUUUUAGGUGUUUUUCCAGGUCAGGUUGGGCGUCGAACCAGGCUCUUGCUGUAUAUAUUGGUUCCUCUUUUUUUCCCACAGCAGCUCAUAAGUUCUGCAGUUUUUUCUUAAAGAGAUGUAAGACGGAUCUAGUGAAGUACUUGGCGUCUCUCGGCCCAGGUCAGGAGGCUGAGAAGUUUUUGUUCCCUAUUUUUGUCGAGUUUUGUAUGGAAGAGUUUCCAGAUGAAAUUAAGAGGUUCAGGAAAAUGGUGGAGUCAGCUGAUAUGACAAAGCCGCAUACUUGGUUCCCAUUUGCUAGGGCAAUGAAGCGGAAGAUUAUUUAUCAUUGUGGUCCGACUAAUAGUGGGAAAACGUACAAUGCUUUGCAGAGGUUUAUGGAGGCAAAGAAAGGUGUGUAUUGUAGUCCUCUUAGGUUGUUAGCAAUGGAGGUGUUCGAUAAGGUGAAUGCACUGGGGGUUUACUGUAGUCUUCUCACAGGACAGGAGAAGAAGGAUUUCCCGUUCUCAAAUCAUGUUGCCUGUACUGUUGAAAUGGUGUCGACAGAUGAGUUGUAUGAUGUGGCUGUUAUUGAUGAAAUUCAAAUGAUGGCUGAUCCCUGCAGAGGUUAUGCUUGGACUAGAGCGUUACUCGGGCUAAAGGCUGAUGAAAUACAUUUAUGUGGUGAUCCAAGUGUUCUGAAUGUGGUUAGGAAGAUUUGUUCAGAUACUGGGGAUGAAUUGGUAGAGCAGCACUAUGAAAGGUUUAAACCUCUUGUCGUUGAGGCAAAGACCUUCUUAGGAGACCUGAAAAAAGUGAGGUCGGGAGACUGUAUUGUUGCGUUCUCAAGGAGGGAGAUCUUUGAGGUUAAAUUGGCAAUUGAGAAAUAUACAAAUCAUCGUUGUUGUGUCAUAUAUGGCGCCUUGCCACCUGAGACUCGUAGACAGCAAGCAGCUUUGUUUAAUGAUCAGGAUAAUGAGUUUGAUGUCUUGGUUGCAAGUGAUGCCGUAGGAAUGGGUUUGAAUUUGAAUAUCCGGAGGAUUGUUUUCUAUAACCUUGCAAAGUACAAUGGUGAUAAAAUGGUUCCGGUUCCAGCAUCACAGGUGAAACAGAUUGCUGGAAGAGCCGGUCGUAGAGGAAGUCGCUAUCCGGAUGGGCUGACAACAACCCUGCAUCUAGAAGAUCUGGACUACUUAAUUGAAUGCUUAAAGAAGCCUUUUGACGAUGUUAAGAGAGUGGGACUCUUUCCUUUCUUUGAGCAAGUUGAGUUAUUUGCAGGGCAACUCCCAGAUAUGAAAUUCUCCAAGCUUCUUGAAAAAUUUGGUGAGAAUUGCCGGCUAGAUGGUUCUUAUUUUCUGUGCCAGCAUUUGCAUAUAAAGAAAAUUGCAAAUAUGCUGGAAAGGAUUCAGGGAUUAUCUCUAGAAGACCGCUUCAACUUCUGCUUUGCUCCAGUCAAUAUCAGGGAUCCAAAAGCGAUGUACCAUCUUUUGAGGUUUGCUUCUUCAUAUGCCCAGAAGCUUCCUGUUAACAUAGCAAUGGGCAUGCCCAAAUGUUCUGCCCGCAAUGACUCGGAGCUUUUGGACCUUGAGACUAGGCAUCAAGUGUUGUCAAUGUAUUUAUGGUUGUCUAAUCACUUUGAAGAGGAAAGGUUUCCGUAUGUUAAGAAAGCUGAGACAAUGGCUACAGACAUUGCUCAGUUAUUGGCUGAAUCACUCAUCAAGGCAAACUGGAAGCCAGAAUCAAGAAAUGCUGGAAAAUCAAAGCCACAAGAGAAGGAAGAUGGUUAUGAGAGGCCAAUGUCUCUAAUUAAAUUACGUGAAGGAAAAAGGCAUGAGAGAAGUGAAAAUGCAGAGCAGCUGGAGAAAGUAACUGCAUGAAAUCCUGCUUAUAUAGGUCAUCCGAACCUUCACAUGUGGGGACAUUAUGCUUGGUACUUUCUUCUUUAUGCGCAUCUGAACUAGAAAGAUGUAUAUUCGGAGACACAAAAAUAGCACACAAGAUCAGACGAGACUGCCGCAGGAAACUUCAAAAUGAUUAAGUAACAAAUAAAAGGUAGACGAAUCUUCAGGCCACUGUCAGAUUUGUUUGCGUUGGAGGCGGGACAGCACCAAGACCGACUCUUCUCGAUUCUGCACGAAACUCAUACGUCUCUACAGUUGUGAUGCAUGCUCUGGUCACAGUUCUGGAAAAUUUUCAGAUGUUGAAGUCUUGUACGGUUAUCCACGGAUGCAACUUCUUGGUCAGCCAUGAGAUCUUACAGUCGUAUUCCGGUUCUUUUUAGUGUAGUUUGUUGAGGGUCUGUGUCGCUAGAGUUGACAUUGGAACUGAAGUCGGGGAAUCCUCGUCUCGUCUAUUGUCUCACUGUGAUUUAUGCAUAUCUAGCUACAUAGAACUCAUUGACACUCAUCUAUGAGGAAUGGAGACUGGAUGAAAGUGAAAAAAAUUAUAUUGAUUCACGAAUCUAUCGCCAACGAUCAAAGC
This is a messenger RNA of Sesamum indicum (sesame), 3298 nucleotides long. RefSeq names its product ATP-dependent RNA helicase. Gene Ontology annotation, cellular component: mitochondrial degradosome. Lineage: Eukaryota; Viridiplantae; Streptophyta; Magnoliopsida; Lamiales; Pedaliaceae. Gene Ontology annotation, biological process: mitochondrial RNA 3'-end processing. Gene Ontology annotation, molecular function: RNA helicase activity; ATP binding; hydrolase activity, acting on acid anhydrides. The record is from RefSeq and is a predicted model, not a curated record.